UUCCGUUCCUCUGGAACUCUCUUCUCUCCUCACUUAGUUGUUCGCUCAAUACAGCAGUUUCCGUUUGACUCCGUAUUCAUCACAGCAAGCAGUGGUUCACUCCACACGGUUACACAACGAAUCUCUUUGUAACUAGUGUGCAUCGUCUCUUAGGAGCAAAGAGGAUAACAAUCUAUUAGUCCAAUCCAAACUAAGCUUAUUGAACUGGAUUUAUGAUUGUUUUAUACUAUAGACACCCUUUUGUUUAAGGACUCGAAGGGCGGACUCGCUUAACUCCUUGUAAUAUUCUUGUCUGGGUACUUCGUGGUUCCAACAUUUCGCCAAAUUACAAUAUUUGUGAGCUUUAAUCAGAAUGAACAAAAUGCGAUUUAACCAUCGUUAGGGGGACAGCGAGUAGCUUUGUCGUCCAAAAGUCUCUACUAUUUCUACAAGUCAUCUUCCUUUUACUCCUUGCCAUUUUUUCCAUGCUUUCAAUGGUUGCGUUCUAAUGGGCUCGCGCCGGGGUCGGAUCCGAGAUCGGUCAUUUUUGCGACGCGUCUGGCGCGUCUUCCUGAUCUCCCCAUGCAAGCACUUUAAACCAGCACAGUAACGACACAGCACCAGAUUGUUUUUGAGACCAGAGCCUAACCCCUCAAAAUGCCUCCAAAGGCAGCACAAUCGCAGACGCCUCGGCGGCGCAAGGAAUUGCGAGAUACACAUACAAAAAACAUCCUCAAUAACGCGCUCGACUCGGACUCGGAGCCAGAAGAGGUCGAUGAAGGCCCCUGGAUCCCCGUUCUCGAAAAGAAUAAGAUUGUUGCGUUUCAGAGGAAGAAAGAUGGGCUAGAAUGUCGAGUUGGAGAUUGUGUCGUAUUGGUAGGAAGUGAUGGAAAUAAUUGGGUGGGGCUGUUGAAAAGUUUUCUAGGGAAAGACGAUGAAGGGGAUGAAUGCGCCGAGUUUGUUUGUAGGAUAUCUCCAUGGCAGAUUUGCGGUUUGGAUUCUAUGGCUAACCAGGCGAAGGGUUUGCCAAUGAGAAAGAAAUCCGGAGUCAGCAUAAAAAGAGAAAGGACUUUCUUCCUGUAAUGCCCUCUUUCCCCAUUACCCGAACGCCUUCUGUACUAGACUGACCUGGCUAGAAUGAAUUGUACUUUACGCCAGGGGAAGACGAAAGCCCACUCCUUUCCAUCAUAGACAAAGCUACUAUUCUCUCUGCACAGCAGUAUUCUGGUCGCCCGAUACAGAUGGCCAAGCGUGGACGGAAACCAAAGGGCUACGUCGAGACAACAUUUGUCUGCCGGAGAGCCUGUCAGUUGAAAAACACAACAUAUACAGAACAGUUCGAUUGGGAUGAGAUCAAACCCGAGACAGAAAAAGAAGUCUCUCAAUUGGUUGACAAAAUAAAUGACGAAAUUGAAAGUAUAAGGCAACAAAACAGAGGCCAGCGUAAGCCAGGGUCUGCAAGACCCGUGGGACGGCCUCCUAAGCGAAAGAAGGAGGAGGUCGAGGAGGAUGACGAAGAAGAUGUGGAUGAUUAUAAAGAUGAGGGCCUGGAAGAUAUAGCGGAAGAUGAAGAUGACGAUGAUGGCAACGGAUCGGAUGGCUAUGGCGAUAUUGUCAAGACGCCCCGGAAAAAGAAGAAAUUUACCAAAACAGUAACGCCUCGGAAACAACGAACUCCUUCGAAACUACUUACACCAAGCCAUAAGAGGUGAGAAGACUCCACGAAUACAGAAAUCUCUAUUUACUUACAAACUUUAGGGUCAUGGUAAAGAAGCCCUUGGAAUUUACACCUUUAGGAACACGCAUGUUGGACCCAGAAUCAGUCCAAAAUUCCCCAUUCCAAACAGCUCGUUCCAAACUUCACGUUGCCGCUGUUCCCACGUGUCUACCAUGUCGAGAAGAUGAAUUUGCAUCAGUGUAUUCACAUCUGGAAGCUGCCAUUUUUGAAGGCACUGGUGCAUGUAUUUACAUUUCGGGAACCCCCGGGACAGGAAAAACAGCUACUGUGAGGGAAGUUGUUGCCCAACUCAACGCAUCAGUCAUGGCGGAUGAAAUCGAUGAUUUCAUUUUUGUUGAAAUCAAUGGCAUGAAAGUUACCGACCCUCAUCAAUCAUAUUCUCUGUUAUGGGAAGCUCUCAAGGGUGACCGAGUGAGCCCAUCGCACGCUCUAGAUCUCCUAGAACGAGAAUUCAACCAUCCAAGUCCUCGAAGAGUACCUUGCGUGGUUCUCAUGGAUGAAUUGGAUCAACUUGUCACCAAAAAUCAGAGCGUCAUGUACAACUUCUUCAACUGGCCUGGCUUAAGACACAGCAAAUUGAUUGUCCUCGCUGUAGCAAACACCAUGGAUCUUCCCGAAAGAACACUCAGCAACAAGAUCAGCAGUCGACUUGGUCUCACCAGAAUCACAUUUCCAGGCUACAAUCAUGACCAACUAAUGAAAAUCAUCCAAUCACGUCUUGAAGGCGUCCCCGGAAACAUCGUCGACCCAGACGCCAUCCAAUUCGCCAGUCGAAAAGUAGCAGCAGUGAGUGGAGACGCUCGACGGGCACUCGACAUUUGUAGACGGGCGGUUGAACUGGCGGAGUCAGAUAGUCAAUCAGCAGUCCCAAGCACACCAAGUAAAAGUGGCAAGGGAGAGAAAAUUUCCAAGAACGUGGGACGAGUCACGAUUGCUACUGUGAAAAGAGCAAUCAAUGAAGCUACGACAAGCCCGCUACAGCAGUAUUUACGGGGCUUACCACUUUCGUCAAAGAUCUUGUUAGCAGCUCUGCUAGCGAAAACGCGAAGAACGGGAAUCGCAGAAAGUAUCCUGGGAGAUGUCCUCGAUGAAGUCCGGAGGAUGGCGAAGAUGGAUACUGGAGGUCAAACUGGGAAACAUCUGUUAACAGAAAGUAACACCAUGAAAAGCGUUGCUGUAUGGAAACCUCAGCCAGGAAAAGCGCCCAGGGUCCUUGCUAUGGGAUUUGCAGCGGUCGAUCUCAUGGAAGCGGGAAUCAUUGGUCUCGAGGCAAGGAAGGCUGAUCGCACAGGUAAGAUACGGUUGAGUAUCGGAGAGGAGGAUUUAAAGUUGGCUUUCAAAGAUGAUCCAGAGAUCAAAAAUCUUGGAUUCUCGGCGUAAAGUAGCUAGGUAAAUAAUAUAGACAGACACGAAAUUAUGAUACCC
This is a messenger RNA of Hymenoscyphus albidus, 3142 nucleotides long. Lineage: Eukaryota; Fungi; Ascomycota; Leotiomycetes; Helotiales; Helotiaceae. The record is from the annotation of a GenBank genome assembly.